CAGUUCUAACAGACGUCAAUAGUUAGACCAAGUUAGAAUUAAUGCCUCAAGGCUUUCUAAUAAGACACGCUAACAGGGCCAUUAAUAUUAGCAAGAAAUUAGAAGUCACCAAAACGUAAUCUAGGCAAGUCUUGUUCAAUAUUCAGUUUGAACAUAAAAUUAAGGAAAUAUAGCUAACAUUCCCACUAAGGCCGGAGAUUCUUCCAAGUGGCAGCAAGUAGCUACCCAGAACUUUCGUCUCAUCACCUUUCCUCUUGUCUGCUGUAUAACCAGUACAAACAGAAGUGGCCAAAAUUUCAUGCAAUUAAUUUAAUAAUUAUUGUUGUUGGAAAUAGUAUUAACAUGAUCCAAAAUGAGGGAGGUUCUCUUUAAGUGAUCUAAAUGACAAGAAAAAUCUGACCUGCUUAUAACAAUGGACGGAAACUGAUAUACAGUGAGAGGAAGUGAUGGACACAGCGGUUCCUCAUAUCAUGGUCUCCUCAGGCUUUUUGCCAAUCGGCUCUUUGCUGGAAUCUUUGACUCAUCUAUCUAAUGAAGUUGCUUCAACGGAAAAGCUCCCUUUUAUACAGGUUAGAAACAUCUCAACCAUGAUAAGAAGGAUCAAACUUCUUUCUUCUUUGUUUGAGGAAAUGCAAGAAAUGAGCAACCCUCUUCCUCCAUCCUCAGUCCUGUGUCUCACCGAGCUUUUUUCUGUGAUUCAAAGAGUGAAGGUCUUGAUCCAAGAGUGCAAAGAUGGAAGCUCCCUUUGGAGCCUUGUACAAACAGAGUUUGUUUCCAAUCAAUUUUAUGUGCUCGUAAAGGAGAUGGGAAGGGCACUUGAUAUUCUACCUCUGAGCCUGCUCAAUAUAAUAAUAGAUACCAGAGAGCAAGUUGAGCUUCUUCACAAGCAAACAAGGAGGGCUGGUUUGUUUGUCGAUCCUCGAGAACUUCAAAGAAGAGAAGACUUUCUCCAAGUGAUGAUCUGUAAAAAUGAGAAGAUCACCAAGAACAAGGGCUUCACUGAAUCUGAAAAGGUGAAAAGUGUUUUGAGCAGCAUUGGCUUGAGGACUUCACAGGAUUAUGAUGAAGAAAUAUCAAAGCUAGAGGCAGAAGCAAAGAAGCAGGCAGGUACAGGUGGACUUAUCGUUAUUUCCAACAUAAAGAACCUCAUAUCUCUUGUCUCAUACUACAAAUCCAUGAUUCUCAAUGGAAAAGAAGAUGAUAAGACAAAAGAUGACACUGAAAAGUGGUCCGAAUCCACAAAUAGAAAGCACGAUCAUUCUUCAUCUUCUCAAUCACUUCCUGGUAUUCCCGAUGAAUUCCGUUGCCCAAUUUCACUCGACUUGAUGAGAGACCCUGUAAUAGUGGCAUCAGGGCAUACCUAUGACCGAAGCUCGAUUGCCCAGUGGAUCAAUUCAGGACAUCCUACAUGUCCAAAGAGUGGGCAAAGGCUGAUUCACACAGCUCUAAUUCCCAAUUAUGCACUGAAGAGUCUAAUGAAUCAAUGGUGCCAAGAGAACAAUAUAUCUCUAGGGGACUGCUCAGCACCAUCUUCAGAUAGGGAAAGAAACAACAGCAAGAGGAAAUUAUGCGAGGAUACUGUUGAUCACAUCUCGGUUGCAAAAUCAGCCAGAGAUGCGGUCAAAAUGACAGCUGAAUUUUUGGUGGGGAAGCUGGCAAUGGGUUCCCCACAAAUCCAAAGGCAGGCAGCUUAUGAACUGCGCUUGCUUGCAAAAACUGGCAUGGAUAACCGCAGGAUAAUUGCUGAAGCAGGAGCCAUACCAUUUCUUGUCACAUUACUAAGUUCUCAUGAUUCCAGAACUCAGGAAAAUGCAGUUACGGCCUUACUCAACCUUUCUAUAUUUGACAAUAAUAAGAUAUUAAUAAUGGCAGCUGGAGCAAUUGACAGCAUAGUAGAUGUUCUUGAAUCAGGAAAAACAAUGGAGGCAAGAGAAAACGCAGCAGCAACAAUCUUUAGCCUGUCAAUGGUCGAUGAUUGCAAGGUGACUAUUGGAUCCCAUCCAAGGGCAAUCCCCGCCUUAGUUGCACUACUGAGAGAAGGUACACAAGCAGGAAAACGAGAUGCUACAACAGCACUGUUUAAUCUUGCAGUCUACUAUGGUAACAAGGCGAGCGUCGUUGCUGCUGGGGCAGUUACUCUGCUUAUUGACCUACUGAUGGACGACAGGGCAGGGAUAACAGAUGACGCCCUGGGAAUAUUGGCUUUGCUAUUGGGUUGUUCUGAUGGGCUGCAGGAGAUAAGGAGGAGUAAGCUUCUGGUGCCUCUUCUCAUUGAUAUGUUGCGAUUUGGAUCUGCAAAAGGGAAGGAGAGUUCAAUAACUCUUCUGUUGGGACUGUGCAAAGAUGGAGAUGAAGUUGCAAGACACAUGUUAACAAUUCCUAUGAUUAUUCCCUCUCUACAAUGCUUGGCUGCUGAUGGGUCCUUGAAAGCUCGAAGGAAGGCUGAGGCACUGCUUAGAUUACUUAACAGGUGCUGCUCCCUAUCUCACAAUCCUGUUCGAUAACAGAUUACCAUACAACAUAUGAGAAUUGUAAAUUUGGGGAUUUCAUAGAAAGCAUACAGAUGUUCAUUUGUUACUGAUGAAUCUUAAACCUCAUUGGAUUUGUUCAUCUUCACAUCAUCUUUGAAAAGAAGUACUUUGAAUUCAGCUAAGCCUUCCAGAACUUUGAUAUGCAUUUCAUUACAAGAUAUGUUUGUAGCCAAAUGGCAUAAUGACUAAUAGUCUGCUAAAAGAAUUCCAAAUAGAAAACAAGUAGAGAGCUCCUACAUCCUGAUGGUUGCAAAACAAAACAAAAUUGUCAUUGAGAGAAAAAUUGAUAUUAACAUACUCCUAUUUUUUUUCCUUCCGAUCCAAACCAUGCAGAAGUUAGCUUGAUCUUAGUGCCAUCAGUAUAAAUCAGACGAGGUAACAUUGGUAAUAAUUUUUUUUGGAAAUAUAAAGUGUAAAGUGUAGUAUUGAUAUCAGCACCAAGGAGGUAACAUCGAUAAUCAUGUAAAACCAACUUUCUGGUCUCAUACAUUUCCUCUAGUAAAACCAAGCCUAUGCUUCUCAAUGUAAAGCAAUCGACUCAUGAUACACAAAAUAGUACAUACCAUGCCAACAGACUUCAGUCCUUGCCUGUGUAUACCAAACUGACUUCUGAGGACUCACCACUGUUUCCAUAUUUGAUUCUCAAACAUAUAGACCUGUCUUACCUAAAAUUAUGAAGUGUAUAAAACACAUAUGUCAGUAAACAGUAUAACAUAAAUUCAAGCUUUCAAGUUACUUCGCUUGCCUGUGAAUUGGCCUCAAAAGAAUGCUUACUAAAAUAAAAUUCAUAAAAAGUAACAUUUAGGCUAUAUCAUUGAGAAUUAACUCCUGUAAACAGGAGGAGAAUAAAAAUAGAACUUUUCACCAAUUAAACUUUUACACUGUUUUACUUACUUACAUUAAGAUUACAUCAAUAAUGACCCAAAAACUGUAUGAUACUAUACGACAAUGGUUUUACAACUCUUUUCCAACGUAUUAGUAGGAAGCACCCUAGAGAAAAAAAAAA
Molecule: messenger RNA, 3537 nt
Organism: Carica papaya (papaya)
Lineage: Eukaryota; Viridiplantae; Streptophyta; Magnoliopsida; Brassicales; Caricaceae
Product: U-box domain-containing protein 1-like
Biological process (GO): protein ubiquitination
Molecular function (GO): ubiquitin-protein transferase activity; protein binding
Source: RefSeq, a predicted model, not a curated record